AAACAUGGAUUACGUUAGUUGUCCUUAUGAUCCUGAGCACAAAGUCCAUGGGACUGAGCUAAGAAUGCACCUUAUGACUUGUCAGAGAAAAAAUGCACCUGAAAAGCCAGCAAGUAAUCAGCCAACCAAAAAGAAGACAAAAUGGAUAGCAUUGUCUCUUAAAAAGGAAGCAGAGGAGGAACAAAAGAGGUUGGAGCGAGACAUACAAGUAUUUGGUUUGGGGAAACAGUCGCCUAGCCACUCUGUCUACCCCGGGAGCAAGGCCGGUUUCGGAAUCCCUCACCGCCACAAAAGUGGACCAGGGCAGCCCAGCUCCCCUGCUUCCCGCCAGGGAAGGGGUCACCUGAAUCCGGCGAGACCCUCCGCCAUUCCAGUCUCCCGCCACUUCGGGUGCCAGCGGCUGAAGAGGUGGACUGACUGCACUAGCACUGGUCAGUACCAGCCAUUCGCGUCCCCCCUUUCCGUAGUUGAUGGAUUUGCUGUUCCACUGGACCCACAGAAUCCUGAUAGACUUAUACCAUGCCCAUAUGAUUCCAACCACCAGAUAAGAGCGUCUCGUUUUCCUUAUCACCUGAUAAAGUGCAGGAAGAAUCACACUGAUCUUGCCAACCAGUUGGUCACCUGUCCUUUUAAUGCCCGCCAUAUGAUAACUAGGGGUGACCUGAGUUUCCACAUUUCCAGAUGUGAAGACAAAAGCUGCAUUGAACAAGACAUUGUUGAUGAAAAGAGCAUGUACAAGAGAGAUGUGAGCCCGAGUCGAUGGAACUCUCCUCCGUGUGAUGAGAACUGGGACAAUGAUUUGCAGACUGAGCCAGCCACUUUUGUAUGGGGUACACCUUCCUAUCAAGCACCCAGUACCAGUACUCUGAUGGAUCCUAAAAAUAGUCUUGUUUCUAGUCUACGUGCUCCUAAAUCUCUGCCGUAUGUCUUGCCAUGGAAAAUAAGUAAGUAA
Bufo bufo (common toad) is the source of this 952-nucleotide messenger RNA. RefSeq lists its product as uncharacterized. NCBI's taxonomy places the organism in Eukaryota, Metazoa, Chordata, Amphibia, Anura, Bufonidae. The coding region runs from base 5 to 952 and encodes 315 amino acids. The record is from RefSeq and is a predicted model, not a curated record. The transcript has 9 exons.